Molecule: messenger RNA, 966 nt
Organism: Arabis nemorensis
Lineage: Eukaryota; Viridiplantae; Streptophyta; Magnoliopsida; Brassicales; Brassicaceae
Source: the annotation of a GenBank genome assembly
AUGGAUCGUGACCUUAUGUCCAUUAGCGGAGAUCCAUCUCACACACCUUUGCCUGAUGCAUUGGCAUUCAAGAAUACCAAUGGUCUUAUCAAGAACCAGACCAAUCGUUGUGCCACAAUCUCUGUUAGACAAGAUGAUCCAUGCCAUUUCUUGCGUGUUCUCUAUGAGAGUCUGAUAGCAGGAGGGAUAGCUGGUGUUGUUGUGGAAGCUGCUCUAUACCCAAUCGAUACAAUCAAAACUCGAGUACAGGUAGCUCGGGAUGGAGGAAAGAUAAUAUGGAACGGACUAUACUCUGGUCUUGGCGGAAACCUUGCUGGUGUCAUACCUGCUUCAGCUCUAUUUUUCGGUGUAUAUGAACCAACCAAACAGAAGCUGCUGAAGGUUUUACCUGAAAAGUUUAGUGCGGUUGCACAUUUGGCUGCAGGUGCUUUAGGGGGCGCUGUUUCAUCUAUUGUUCGGGUACCAACAGAAGUUGUUAAACAACGGAUGCAAACUGGACAAUUUGCUUCGGCCCCUGAUGCUGUUCGCCUUAUCAUAGCCAAGGAAGGCUUUGGAGGCUUGUAUGCGGGUUUUGGAUCUUUCUUAUUGCGAGAUUUGCCUUUUGAUGCUCUACAGUUUUGUGUAUAUGAGCAAUUACGGAUUGGAUACAAGUUGGCUGCGAGAAGAGAUCUAAAUGAUCCAGAGAAUGCAAUGCUUGGUGCCUUUGCUGGUGCUGUCACUGGAGUUUUGACUACUCCUCUUGACGUUAUCAAAACCAGAUUAAUGGUUCAGGGCACAGGAACUCAGUAUAAAGGAGUUUCAGAUUGCAUUAAGACGAUAUUAAGAGAAGAAGGGUCAUCAGCUUUGUGGAAGGGAAUGGGGCCAAGGGUAUUGUGGAUUGGUAUUGGAGGUUCUAUUUUCUUUGGUGUUUUGGAAAAGACUAAGCAGAUUCUUUCAGAGAGCAGCCAAAAGAGUCAUAAGGCUUAG